Messenger RNA from Elgaria multicarinata webbii, 2634 nucleotides. It is a transcript of the gene BRSK2, whose product is annotated as BR serine/threonine kinase 2. Lineage: Eukaryota; Metazoa; Chordata; Lepidosauria; Squamata; Anguidae. The transcript has 22 exons. Gene Ontology annotation, biological process: microtubule cytoskeleton organization; protein phosphorylation; intracellular signal transduction. Bases 379 to 2634 code for a protein of 751 amino acids. Gene Ontology annotation, molecular function: tau-protein kinase activity; ATP binding; protein serine/threonine kinase activity. Gene Ontology annotation, cellular component: cytoplasm. The record is from RefSeq and is a predicted model, not a curated record.
CGCUGCUCCAGCUCCAGCUCUCCCUGAACAGCUCCUAGAGAGAAUUAAGGCGUGCGGAGUGCUGAUGACCAGCACCAUGCUUCUUAAGCUUGGAUCUUAGAUUUCCCCCCUCCCUGACUAAACACUGACUAAUAAUUGCUCCUGGGCAUCAGCUUCCUAGGCAAACGGAGUGAAGGGGGGGAAAGAGGAAGAGUGAAUCUUCAGCCAAGUGGACUAAGAUCAGCAAAAGUGUCAGAGAGAGAAAAAGAGAGACAGACUGGGAGCUUUGCUUGCACAGCGGCAAAGUGGGAAUUUAAAGAACUGCAGUGAAAAAGAGCCCGGAGAUUCCCCAACCACAACACAAGGCAUAACCUCGCAGAAUUACAGAGCCAGGUAGAAAUGACAUCAACUGGCAAAGAAGGCAGCGGAGCUCAGCACGCACAAUAUGUUGGACCCUACCGCUUGGAGAAAACCCUGGGCAAAGGACAGACAGGGCUUGUGAAGUUGGGGGUUCACUGUGUAACAUGUCAAAAGGUCGCUAUAAAAAUUGUCAACAGAGAGAAGCUCAGUGAGUCGGUGCUAAUGAAGGUGGAGCGGGAAAUAGCCAUCUUGAAGUUGAUAGAACACCCCCACGUUUUAAAGCUGCAUGAUGUUUAUGAAAAUAAAAAAUAUUUAUAUUUGGUGCUAGAACAUGUGUCUGGUGGAGAGCUCUUUGACUAUCUUGUAAAGAAAGGAAGAUUAACGCCAAAAGAAGCCAGGAAAUUUUUCCGACAGAUCAUCUCCGCUUUAGAUUUCUGCCAUAGUCAUUCAAUCUGCCACAGGGAUUUAAAACCAGAAAACCUUCUGCUGGAUGAAAAGAAUAACAUCCGGAUAGCAGACUUCGGGAUGGCAUCACUGCAAGUCGGGGACAGUUUACUCGAAACAAGCUGUGGGUCACCACAUUAUGCCUGCCCAGAAGUAAUCCGGGGAGAAAAAUAUGAUGGGAGAAAAGCAGACGUCUGGAGCUGUGGAGUCAUUUUAUUUGCAUUGUUAGUGGGCGCCCUACCAUUCGAUGAUGAUAACUUGCGGCAGCUGCUGGAGAAAGUGAAACGUGGUGUGUUUCAUAUGCCACAUUUCAUCCCCCCAGACUGUCAAAAUCUCUUGCGGGGGAUGAUUGAAGUGGAUGCCUCGAAACGGCUGACGCUAGAACACAUUCAGAAGCACAUAUGGUAUAUAGGGGGUAAAAAUGAGCCAGAACCAGAACAACCGGUUCCUCGAAAGGUGCAGAUUCGUUCUCUCCCUUCUUUGGAGGACAUUGAUCCUGAUGUUUUAGACAGCAUGCACUCAUUAGGUUGUUUCCGUGACAGAAACAAACUCUUACAGGACCUGCUGUCAGAAGAAGAAAACCAAGAAAAAAUGAUUUAUUUUCUUCUCCUCGAUCGGAAAGAGAGAUAUCCCAGUCAUGAGGAUGAGGACCUUCCUCCUAGAAAUGAAAUAGACCCUCCCAGAAAGCGUGUGGACUCUCCAAUGCUGAACAGACAUGGGAAGCGGAGGCCAGAGAGGAAGUCCAUGGAGGUUCUGAGUGUGACAGACGGAGGAUCCCCAGUUCCAGCUCGCAGAGCGAUUGAAAUGGCACAGCACGGACAGAGUAAAACAAUGUUCAGUAAAAGCCUGGAUAUCUGUGAAGCCAAUCCCAAAUUCAACAAAGAAGAAAGGAUGACGAGUGCUGACACAUUGGGGUCUCGUUCAAUCAGUGGAGCUUCAUCUGGCCUGUCCACCAGCCCCCUCAGCAGUCCAAGGGUCACCCCUCACCCCUCUCCAAGGGGCAGUCCCCUCCCUACCCCCAAGGGGACACCUGUCCAUACGCCAAAGGAGAGCCCAGCAGGCACACCCAACCCUACGCCACCAUCCAGCCCCAGCAUUGGAGGAAUGCCCUGGAGAACACGGCUCAACUCCAUCAAGAACAGCUUCCUGGGAUCUCCUCGCUUCCAUCGCAGGAAAUUGCAAGUACCUACGCCAGAAGAGAUGUCCAAUUUAACUCCAGAAUCUUCCCCAGAGCUUGCCAAAAAAUCCUGGUUUGGUAACUUUAUCAACCUAGAGAAAGAAGAACAGAUCUUCGUGGUUAUUAAGGACAAACCCCUGAGUUCUAUCAAGGCUGACAUUGUUCAUGCAUUCCUCUCGAUUCCCAGUCUCAGUCAUAGUGUCAUAUCACAGACAAGCUUCCGUGCGGAGUACAAGUCGACAGGUGGCCCCGCUGUCUUUCAGAAGCCGGUGAAGUUCCAAGUGGACAUAACGUACACGGAAGGUGGGGAGGCCCAGAAAGAGAAUGGGAUCUACUCAGUCACGUUCACGCUUUUAUCAGGUCCAAGUCGUCGCUUUAAGAGGGUAGUAGAAACCAUUCAGGCACAAUUGUUAAGCACACAUGACCAGCCUUCAGUGCAGCAGUUAUCAGACACAACUAACUGUAUGGAGUUGAUGACUGGGAGACUUUCCAAAUGUGACGAGAAGAACGGGCAGGUGAGCCAUCCCCCCGGCACGCCAACCAAGCAUAGCGCAAACAGCAAGCGGAGCGAUUCCGAUGCUAAUGACUAUGGGUCUAGAGGAGACACUAAGUACCCUGCUGGCAAAGAGAAGGCAAAGAUGGUCUCAUCACUCGGCCUACAAGACCAACCUUAA